Messenger RNA from Saxophila tyrrhenica, 1179 nucleotides. RefSeq lists its product as uncharacterized. Lineage: Eukaryota; Fungi; Ascomycota; Dothideomycetes; Mycosphaerellales; Extremaceae. The transcript has a single exon. The record is from RefSeq and is a predicted model, not a curated record. Bases 1 to 1179 code for a protein of 392 amino acids.
AUGUCUGGAGCGCCAACGGUGUCGGCACCUCCAGCCGCUCACCCAAGUUCCAACGUCCAGACGCUGCCAGCUACUGCGUCUACCUCAACAGCAGCUGGAUCUGCUCCACCGAGCUCUUCAAACCCUCCGGCACUGACGACAGCAAACCCUGGACCACCAUCCGCUUCUGCCAGUCCACCCGCUAAAUCCUGGUGGAAGCCUCUGUACAAGCACGUCACUUCCAACCGGAUAGGUGUUGUGCUCUGUCUCGUGGCUCUGCUAGUCUCAGUCCUCGGUCUCUACCUAGCAUUCAAAGGCAUCGACAUCGCCAAAGCCUCGCUCCUUGAGGGAAGGAAGCAAAUGGUUAUCACGCUCUGGGAGGAUUGCCGGGACCGUGCGGUAAGUGGCUCGCGGCUAGAAAAGUUGAUGGCAGGGUCAAGACUGAUGCUCGAGGCGAAGGAUUUGCACAAGGACAAUCUGUGCCAACAAUAUCUUAACGUGAGCCUGGGCUCGGUUGUGAAACGACAAGCGCUUGAGCUCUGGACCUCUCCUAGAGCGGCCAAGGUUCGCCUGAUGCUGAGAGGAGCAUUGUCGUACGCAGGAAUGUCCCGCUCUAUUGAGAACCGACCUUUCUUAGACAACGGGUCUUCUGCGUCUGCUAGCUACGCCGAGGCAUUCUACGCAGGAGGCAUAUCAUGUACUGAAGCCUUUGGUACAAUGCUAAAGCGAGGCGAUUUCGGAGAUUGGACCUCGACUGGAGUCCUCAAACUCAACUUAGGGCUGGCAGUACUCAUUAUAUGGGUGCCUUACUGGGUCACAUAUGUCGGUUUUAUGCUGGGUGCAUAUGCCCUCCUUCCCCUGGGUGUCUAUGAUGUUGACUACAAGAUCUUACGCUCGCGGACCAGGGACAACUCGAUGGGCACGUAUGCCGACGAACAUGCAAUGACAAGAAGAAUCCGCAUCGUCUGGAUAGCUUGGCCACUCUUUCCACAGAGCACAAAGGAGCACAGGCCUCUGUCUACGAAGUACAAGCGGAGGAUCCCAGGAGUCUUCCUACGCAGGGUCAUCAUCCUUGAAACCGCCAAGAUGGAGGAAAUGACACUGUCUGCACACUUGCUGCGCUUUUACGUGACCUCGCUCACUGCACUUUUGACACGUCGGCUUUCGAUGAGUCUUUCCGAGUAUGCAGUUGGGCACUGA